UUUAUGACUCGCCCCAAAGCUCCACUCCUUCACCAUAAUGUCAACAAACUCCCGCGCUUCACAUUCGGAUCUCCAUUUAACCACCUAACCAACCCCUCCACCAUUUCCAUUCCUCCUCCAUCUUCUUUCUUCCUUCAUCAAUGGCUACCCUCACACCGCCAUUAACAAACACAUUUUCAUCAAUGCUUCCAGGUCCUCCUGGUCGCAACAAUGCCGGAGCUAUUGACAUCACAUCUUCCUCAACUCUCUUAGCUUUCGCAUCUGGCAGCUCAGUUUCUCUCGUCGACAUCAGAUCCAUGCAAUUAAUCGCCGUCGUUCCUCUCCCACCUCCUCAAUCCUCUUCUUCUUCCUCAUCUCCUUCUCUUUCCCCUUUCGUCACCUCCGUUAAAUGGGCUCCACACUCCCUACGUCAAUUCGAUAUUCUCUCCUCCGAUUCUCUUUCCUCAUCUUCUCACCUUCUCCUUGCUGUUGGUGACAGACAAGGUAGAUUAUCACUUUUUGAUUUCAAAUCUAAAUCCGUUGUUCUUUGGUUCGAAACCGAUCAUAAUUCGCUUAAACUUGGAAUUCAGGAAAUGUGUUGGGUUAAAUCAAGUUUAGAUUCGUGGGCGCUCGCUGUUAUUACUGGUCCACAUAUGGUGUCGAUUUUUUCAGCAUCAACGGGAAAAUGUUUCUUUAAAUACGACGCCGUUUCGGAGUUUCUUUCGUGUAUACGGCGUGAUCCGUUUGAUUCUCGGCAUCUUGUUGUUUUAGGGUUAAAGGGUUUUUUACUCUCGGUUAAAUUGAUUGGAGAAUCUGAAGACGAUGUCAUUUUGCAGGAACUUCAAGUUAGGACGGAUUGUUCUGAAUUGAUGAAAUUAGAGAGGGAUUUAGUUGGCAGUGGUGGUAACCCAGUCCCUACUUCUCCUGCAUCGGCAAUGUUUCCCAAUUAUCCUGUGAAAUGUGCGUUUUCGUUGGAAUGGAGACAUAUAUUGUUUGUGACGUUUCCUAGGGAGUUAGUAGUGUUUGAUUUGCAGUAUGAGACGGCAUUGUUUAGGGCAAAUUUGCCGCGUGGAGGGAAGUUUCUUGAUGUAUUGCCGGACCCCAAUAGUGAGCUGGUGUAUUGUGUUCAUCUUGAUGGGAAGCUUAGUACUUGGAGACGACGCGAAGGUGAACAGGCAUAUGCAAUUUGUACAAUGCAAGAAUUGAUGCCUUCAGUUGGCUCAUUUGUUCCUUCCCCCUCCAUUCUUGCUGCUGUUAUCUGCGAAUCUGAUUGUGUUCUUCAGAAUAUUGGCAAGAUUUAUUCUGAUGUCCCUCAUACUCCUUUUAGUGAUGAGGACUACGAUAAUCCUUUCGAUUUUUGCGAUGAGUCUCUUCCUGCCGCGAAGACUCAUUUGAUCUCUAUUUCUGAUGAUGGAAAAGUAUGGAAUUGGCUUCUAACGGCUGAAGGGCCUGAGGUGGCUCCCAAAGACGCGUCAAAGAUGAUAACACCUGUGAAUAAUGUAUCACGUACUUCAGAUUUGAAUAUCGGUAAUGAAAUUUCUAAGGGAUCUUCGACAAACCAAAGAUCUGAACGUGUAAGAGGGAGAGAGCGUUCAUCUAAUUUAACCGUCUAUCCUGAAGACACAUUGUUUAAGAUAAGCUUAGUUGGACAGUUACAUCUUCUUUCUUCAACGGUGACUACACUUGCUGUACCAUCCCCUUCUUUAACAGCUACUUUGGCCCGUGGUGGCAAUCUACCUGCUGCGGUUGUUCCGCUGGUUGCUCUGGGUACCCAAAGUGGCACAAUUGAGAUCAUUGAUGUUUCUGCCAAUGCUGUUACAACGUCUUUUGUUGUUCAUAAUGGGGUUGUAAGGGGAUUAAGAUGGCUUGGAAAUUCUCGUUUGGUAUCUUUUUCUUUCACUCAGGCCAAUGAAAAAUCCGGAGGCUACAUUAACAGUCUUGUUGUGACAUGUGUAAGAAGUGGUCUUAAUCGGUCGUUUCGGAUUUUUAAAAAGCCAGAAAAGGCACCCAUACGAGCUCUCAAAGCUUCUUCAUCCGGAAGAUAUUUGCUGAUUCUAUUUCAUGAUAAUCCUGUGGAGGUGUGGGCAAUGACAAAGAACCCUAUUAUGCUUAGAUCACUAGCACUUCCACUUACGAUACUGGAGUGGACUCUCCCAACAGUUCCUCGACCAUCUGCACCAACUAGGCAAUCCUCGAUAUCAUUAAAGGAUCGGAUAGUUGGUCAAUCUGGGACAUCAUCCCCAAAGGCCCCAGAGAAUGAAUCUUCUCAAGAAUCUAAGCCGGUGAGUGCUGAGGGAUCUCAGGAGGAAAGCUCGGAGAGCUUUGCUUUUGCACUUGUUAAUGGUGCAAUUGGAGUUUUUGAGGUACAAGGAAGAAGAAUCAAAGACUUCAGACCAAAGUGGCCUUCGUCUUCAUUUGUUUCAUCUGAUGGGUUGAUUACUGCUAUGGCUUAUCGACUUCCUCAUGUGGUUAUGGGGGACAGAUCUGGUAACAUACGCUGGUGGGAUGUAACAACUGGGCACACUUCCUCAUUCAAUACUCAUAGAGAAGGAAUAAGAAGGAUAAAAUUUUCACCUGUUGUUACUGGAGAUCGAAGUCGAGGACGUGUUGCGGUUCUUUUUUAUGACAACACAUUUGCAGUGUAUGACCUUGACUCACCAGAUCCUCUAGCAAACUCCGUUUUACAACCCCAAUGUCCCGGAACAUUGGUUUUGGAACUUGAUUGGCUGCAUGUGCGGACUCAUAAUGAUGAUCCAUUAGUCUUGUGCAUUGCUGGAGCUGAUAGCAGUUUUAGACUUGUUGAGGUUACUCUAAAUGACCGAAGAAUCGCACAUGGAGUAAUCAAGGAGAGGUUUCGGCCAAUGCCUCUGUGUACGCCAAUGUUACUUCCUACUCCACAUGCCCUGGCAUUGCGAAUGAUUUUGCAGCUGGGCGUAAAACCCUCUUGGUUUAACACAAGCAGCAUAACAAUUGAUAAAAGGCUUCACCACAUUUCGGGGACUCCAAAAUCAGCUGGAGAACUUCGCAGUUACAUUAUUGAUUCUUCAUAUGUUGGCGAUGUUGCGGUAUCAGAGAUGCUUCUCAAAGUAUUGGAGCCCUAUCGUCAAGAAGGUUGCAUACUUGAUGAUGAAAGAGCUAGACUGUAUGCUAAAAUAAUGAACAAAGGUUCUUCGGUGAGGCUUGCGUUUGCUGCUAUGAUCUUUGGUGAAUCAGCUGAGGCGCUUUUCUGGUUACAGCUGCCUCGAGCACUUAACCAUUUGAUUAAUAAGUCACUUAUUAAGCAGCCUCAGAAAAACACUUUGUCAGAUCCAGUGCUUCAGGUUGAUGAUCUGACUGAAAUAACAUCAUGCGGUAAAACAUUACCUGGGUCAGACAGAAGGGAAUCACUGAGUCAAGGCCAACUUAGAUUAAUGGCAUUUGAGCAAGAAGAGUUGUGGGAGACUGCUAAUGAACGAAUACUUUGGCAUGAGAAAUUGAAUGGGGAAGAUGCUAUACAAAACCGUGUCCAUGAUCUUGUUACAGUGGGAAACUUAGAAGCUGCUGUGAGUUUAUUACUAUCCACUUCUCCUGAAAGUCAUUACUUUUAUGCGAAUUCGCUGCGUGCAGUUGCCCUUGCUUCUGCAGUGUCCAAGUCUCUUCUUGAACUUGCUGUUAAGGUUGUUGCAGCCAACAUGGUAAGGACAGAUAAGUCGUUGUCUGGUACCCAUCUGCUUUGCGCUGUUGGGAGGCAUCAAGAAGCUUGUUCUCAGCUACAAGAUGCUGGAUGUUGGACUGAUGCUGCAACUCUCGCUGCCACACAUUUAAAGGGUUCUGAUUACUCCAGGGUAAUGCAAAGAUGGGCAGACCAUGUUCUUCACACUGAGCACAAUCUUUGGAGGGCUCUAAUUUUGUAUGUAGCAGCUGGUGCAUUUCGAGAAGCUUUAACAGCACUUCGUGAAGUACAGCAACCAGAUACAGCAGCUAUGUUUGUUGUUGCUUGUCGCGAAAUUCAUGCAGAUAUCCUUGCUAACAUAGAGGAUUCUGAAGGAUCAACUGAGUCAUCUUCAAAAGACAAGCUACAAAACUUGCCUGUCCUAAGCCUGGAAAAUGAAGAAGUCAUUGCAGCUUAUGAGCUUUACGGACAAUAUCAAAGAAAGCUGGUGCAUUUGUGCAUUGAGUCGCUGCCUUCUUCCGACUAAACGCAAACAGUUUUGCCGGAGUAAUGUUCGAAAUUUGGUGGCCUAGGUUAUAUGUGAUUUUAUUUAUAGUAACAAUUUAUUCUUUUAAACCACAAGUAUAAUACUCCUAAAUUAUUUGUUAUAAGUUUUGUGCAACAUAAUCCAACUAUUGUUGUAAUUCAAAUAUUGUUUAAUAACAAACAGAUUUCAUUAUUGUUUUAUAGAAGUAACAUGUCCUACAUAAAGAAGUAUAGUUACUAGUAAACAAUAAUGAAUGAAACAAUAAAAAAAUAAAAUGGGAAUUAAUUAUUAUUAUUAUUAUUAGGUUACAUAAAAGUUGGAGUUGAGAAAAGUGAAAAAUAAUUCAAGGAACACGAUAAGACUUGUUUUUACACAUACAUUUAUAAGCCAUAGG
This is a messenger RNA of Amaranthus tricolor (Joseph's coat), 4551 nucleotides long. RefSeq lists its product as uncharacterized. NCBI's taxonomy places the organism in Eukaryota, Viridiplantae, Streptophyta, Magnoliopsida, Caryophyllales, Amaranthaceae. Gene Ontology annotation, cellular component: cytoplasm. The transcript has 20 exons. Gene Ontology annotation, molecular function: protein binding. The record is from RefSeq and is a predicted model, not a curated record. Bases 141 to 4157 code for a protein of 1338 amino acids.